Messenger RNA from Diachasmimorpha longicaudata, 4320 nucleotides. RefSeq names its product ras-related protein Rab-30-like. Gene Ontology annotation, biological process: vesicle-mediated transport. Bases 54 to 671 code for a protein of 205 amino acids. Gene Ontology annotation, molecular function: GTP binding; GTPase activity. The transcript has 5 exons. NCBI's taxonomy places the organism in Eukaryota, Metazoa, Arthropoda, Insecta, Hymenoptera, Braconidae. The record is from RefSeq and is a predicted model, not a curated record. Gene Ontology annotation, cellular component: trans-Golgi network; Golgi cisterna.
AACAGUGUUACAAGGUGGACAUAUAGACAAUUCGUGGUGCUGAUACAAAUGCAAUGGAGGAUUAUAAAUUUUUGUUUAAAGUCGUUCUUGUCGGCAAUGCCGGCGUUGGAAAGACGUGUCUCGUUCGUAGAUUUACACAGGGUUUAUUUCCUCCGGGACAGGGAGCUACGAUAGGAGUAGAUUUUAUGAUCAAAACUGUGGAGGUCGAGAAUGAAAAAGUGAAGCUGCAAAUAUGGGACACUGCGGGCCAGGAAAGAUUUCGAUCGAUCACCCACAGUUACUACAGAUCAGCUCAUGCAUUAAUCCUCGUGUACGAUAUUUCUUGUCAACCAACAUUUGAUUGUUUACCGGAUUGGUUGAGAGAAAUUGAAGAGUACGCUAAUAACAAAGUUUUAAGGAUAUUGGUUGGAAAUAAAAUUGAUAGAGAGGACAGAGAAAUUCCGACUCACGUUGGAGAGGAUUUUGCUCAACGACAUGGAAUGUAUUUCCUUGAAACUUCAGCAAAAGAAGCUGAAAACGUUGAGAGAUUGUUUCUGGAGAUUGCUGCGGAAUUAAUGGAGCAAGCACGAAGCAAGGAAUUACCUCGAUACGAGACAAACGCAACGUCAAUAAAUGGAAAGACAACGUCAAUUGGAGACAGCGGUACCUGCAGCUGCAGUCGAUUUUCCUAAGGACCUCUAAUUAAAAAAUUAUAAAAGUUAAACAAACAAUGCGACUAACGGUGCAAUGGAAGUUCUGCAAAAACACCUGGUGGCCUGAAGAAGUUUUUGUCCUCACGAAAAACCAACUGGUAAUUCUUUCGUUAGCCACAACAGCAUUAUACGACUCGUUUUCAUAGUCCAGAUGUGCUGAAGUGUGAUAAAUAGUGUCGUAGGGUUACCUAUUCGAUUCACGUGGUAUUCAAUGCCUCAUUCCCGUGGGUUUCAACCUCCCGAGGGUGACUGAUUCUAUGUAUUUAUAUUUAUUUAUUAAUCAUCGAGUCAAAAGAAUUGACGAAAGUCCAAUCGAAAUCGUCGUAGAUUGGAAUGAUUUUUUUUUCAUCGCGUAUUUGCAUUGCAACAAGUCUAGCCUCGUUUGCUUUUUAUGUACAAACGUAACUACUAAAUAUUCAGCAGUAAAUUUUUAUAUUUUCUUGUAUUUUUUAUCUAUCUCGCUAGGAGUAGGAAUUAACGACAAGGUUUUUCAAUCAUUUCGCUUAAUUACGGUCGAGAGAUGCAUUAAUUCUAAGGUUGUUGUCGUGUACGAUAUUUGCUCGGUAGUUUUUGUUUAAAUUUUUGUCGUAAAUAUUUGGAACAAGAGCUGCAAAAUGAUCACUUUCUGUUUGAGAUCGUUGCGAACUUGAGAUAGAAAUUUUUGCAAAAUUUUGGUAACUUCGCGUGUUUAAAUGGAGUGUAAGAGAUUAAAUUAUUAAAAAAACAUUUAAUUUAUGUAAUUAAAAUCAGUUAUAAUAGAAGGUAUAUCACGUGAGGAUAUUAUACUGUCAAAAGAUUGGCACAAGACUGUCAGACGACAACAACCUUAAGGGAUUUUAUUAUUUACCGUUGUUUAAUUUUUUUAGGAUACUUUAACUGCCGGAUGUCAACUAAAUUUUGUUACGUUUGAUGAAUAAUUUUAUCAGUGUUUUAGCAUUAUUUGGUGUCUCGUAAUUGAUUUUGUAUGGAAGUCGUAAAACGUAAUGAGCCCCCCCGAUUAUAUCAAAGAAGAGUAAUUCCAAAAGGAAAUAUUAAACAAUUGUUUUUUACAGGAACAGCCAUAAUUAUUAAUCAGAACUAUCGUUAAAUUUUUAACUGAUAAAUAAUUCAUAUGACUCUUAUGCAAUUAUCAAUAUUGUUAUUAUCAUUAACAAGUUUGUAGAUAUUUGCAAUAAGACGUUUUACAACUUCAAUGCAAAAUUGAGAGGGCUUCUGUAUACAUGAUGUUAUAAAAUUGAAAAUGAUUUAUUGCAUUUACGUUUCUAAUUACAAACAGCUGAGAAAAUUAAUUAUUAGCCAGUUUAACAAUUGAAUUGAUUAAUUUAACUAGAGUAUAUUACAAGUUUUAUAUUAUUCGAGGUGAAAGAAAAUCAAGGUUAAUAAUUUUUUUUCUUUUACGAAACAACUGCAAUUACCAAAUGUUGAGUCUUUAUUAGCCACUUCUAGUCGUCGUAAUUUGUUCAAAAAUGUUAUUAAAAAUUUAGUACUGAGAUGAAUGUGUAUCACAGCUGGUGCUGCUUAACACAAUUUACAUGUUCAUUGUUUAAGGGACAAAGGUAUUAAUUUUCAUGUUAGGGAUUCAAUUAAAAUAUGGAUCAUGAGAUUUUUGGUGAAAUGAGUUAACAAUUUUAUUUCGUUUUUAAUUCGUAAUGUUUUUGUAGUUAUUUAAGGAACUUUUGCAGUAAAACUAAACAUUAUGGGAGUGGGAAUUAAGAUUGUUCACUCGAACCUCAGUUUUUUUCUUUUAUUAUUCAAUUUUUUUUCCACAAAUCUGUGUGGACAGGGGAGUUGGGACUUUCGAAAAAAUUUUCAAAAUUACUCGAAGAAUAUUGUCGAAAAAUCAACUCCAUGUACCAUUUACUUGUACUCCCUAUGUACUUUUUGCAGAAGUUCCUUCAUGUUACAAAACAAAAAUUAAUUCCAUUUAUAUCGCAUCAUAUUUCAUGGAAUGGUAUUUCACACUCAUUUCACCCAAAAUCUCAUUAUUCAUAUUUAAUUAAGUAAAGAGAUAUUCACGCGCUUCGCAUUGUUUACCAAUUGUGUGAUCAUUUGGAAUAGAUAAAUAAUUUAUCCAUUCUACCCUAAAAAUGUUCUUCGUAGACUGCAUUCAUGCGAGAAUAUUCUAAUUUGAUUGAACAGAUAUUAUUUAGAAUUUAUUUGGGGCAUUACAUGCCAACUCGAUCAGCCCAUGAUCUCGACUUCUCCGACUUGAUCCACCAUUUUUUAUUAUAAUUAUAAUUUAUUAAAAAAUCGGGCAGCAAAUUGGAGAGGUCAAGAUGGCGGAAUUGAUCGUUUGUAAGUGAUAAACUAGACGAGAAUUGUGGAAAUCCGCGGGAUAGUCACGUUGGUUCGUAGUCAAUAAUUAAAUAAACAAAUUAGGAUACAUUCGAAACAUUUAAUCAUGUCACUGUGCUUUUAUUAGUCAUUUUCACGCAACACUAAAAUUCACUGUAAUUUCGAUGAGUUCUUGGGAUCAGGACGUUGCUACAGAGAGCUAAUUUGUUUAAUUACCCUAUUACAGACCCCUAUUAUUUAUCGAACAUAUAAUGAUGUUUGACACAUGACUUCAGGUGAAAAAAUCAUAAAAUCUCUGUUGCUAUAAAAAAGUCUCUCAAUAUUUUCUGUCCAAAUAUUUAGAAGUGAAAUUAUUUAUCAAUCGUUCGUAAUGAAUUUAUUCUUCUGACGAUAUUAUUGCAAAAUAUUCUGAGAAAGAUGUUUUGAUAUUAAAAAAAAUAUUAUUUCGUUGUCAAUUAAAUCCUGAGGUUGAUCCUGAUCCCUGAAGAAUAUGAAUAAAUGAACAAUCAGUGAAUAAACCAAAAACAUAUCAAUUCAUCGAAUUGUAAUUUUCGAAAAAGUCGUCGUUUUUUACUGUAAAAUCCUAAGAAAUUUUUACGAAAAACAGGAGGGAAAAAAUUACUCAACCACGUGACAUUGAUUUUCGGAAAAUUAAUUUAAUUGUUUAAUAUAAGGUGAUGUUCAAUGAGAUGAGAAAAAUAUUUAAAGACUUUGAUAGAGUCAUAAUGAAUAUGUAAACGUUCAGAAUGUACUCACUCACUCAUUACACUGCGUUACAACUGAUUAUUAGUUCAUUUCGGCAAUCAUUACCAUGCGGUAAGGCGCGUGCUACGAACCAGGGAACUUAACUAUUAUUAUUAAUUACCAUGAUCAUUACUAGAAUACGUUGUAUGCACUUAAUACAUCACUCAGCAUGAGAAAAAGAACAGAACCAAAAGUUGAGUUUUAAAUCAAUUCCGUGGGAAUAAAGUAUUGGAAUUAAAAAAAAAUGUGGAACAAAAUUGUUCUCGGUGGAGGCUGGAUAUGUUACGUUUAGCAUUUUCAUGUGAAAUAAUAAUGCAAAUAUUAACUGAAAAAUGUGUAUAAUUGAUUAGUUGAAUUUAGGAACGUAAAAUUGGUGAAUGAAUUUAGCAUAAUUUUUUUUUACCAAUAAAUUUGAUUUUUUCUUUAUUAUCAUUUUCGUUCCUCAUUUACGCCUAGUCAUCUGGAACAUCUCUGAAGAUUCCUCAUUCUCUGGAGUCUGAAAACAAAAAUACCCACUGAUAUUUGCAAAAUUUAUCUACAAACCUAUGUAACAGGAGAAACAAGUGAAUUUAUGAGAAAAUUAUAUGUG